UGUCCCGUGCCAGGCUGCAAUUCCUCCUUUACCAGGAAAUUCAAUCUGAACGGACACUUGCGGUCGCACACAGGAGACAAGCCGUUCAAGUGCCGAGAGUGCGGCAAGAAUUUUGCAAGGCACUUCGACCUUUCCAGGCACGAACGACUGCACUCGGGCAUCAAGGCGCACACGUGCGAGAGUUGCGGCAAAAACUUUGCUCGGAUAGAUGCGCUACGUCGCCACUUGCGAUCU
Messenger RNA from Ceraceosorus guamensis, 234 nucleotides. RefSeq lists its product as hypothetical. Gene Ontology annotation, biological process: regulation of transcription by RNA polymerase II. The transcript has a single exon. Gene Ontology annotation, molecular function: DNA-binding transcription factor activity, RNA polymerase II-specific; RNA polymerase II cis-regulatory region sequence-specific DNA binding. The record is from RefSeq and is a predicted model, not a curated record. Lineage: Eukaryota; Fungi; Basidiomycota; Exobasidiomycetes; Ceraceosorales; Ceraceosoraceae. The annotation marks the transcript as partial.